Dentiscutata erythropus is the source of this 161-nucleotide messenger RNA. NCBI's taxonomy places the organism in Eukaryota, Fungi, Glomeromycota, Glomeromycetes, Diversisporales, Gigasporaceae. The record is from the annotation of a GenBank genome assembly.
AUGUAUUUAUCAAAACAAAAACAAAAUCUAUUGGAUCUUAAAUUUUGUCAAAAAUAUUCACUUGAAAUUCUUCCUUCAUUAGAAGGUUUAACAGCAAUAAGAUUAAGAAAAAAAGAAUUAGUUAAAUGGUUAAAAAAAGAGAAUAUGAACGAAUAUGAAGA